CGCAGAGGAGGCUGCGUGCUUGCGCAGCACGCACGGCGCGGGUGGGGCUGGCGACCAGCGGCGGGCGGGCGGCAGAGGCUCGGGGCCUGGUCCCCCAGCACCAUGGCCAAGACGGUGGCGUACUUCUAUGACCCCGACGUGGGCAACUUUCACUAUGGAGCUGGGCACCCUAUGAAGCCGCAUCGGCUAGCCUUGACCCAUAGCCUGGUCCUGCAUUACGGUCUCUAUAAGAAGAUGAUUGUGUUCAAGCCAUAUCAGGCCUCCCAGCAUGACAUGUGCCGCUUCCAUUCUGAGGACUACAUUGACUUCCUGCAGCGUGUCAGCCCCACCAACAUGCAGGGCUUCACCAAGAGCCUUAAUGCCUUCAAUGUGGGCGAUGACUGCCCAGUGUUUCCCGGGCUCUUUGAGUUCUGUUCCCGUUACACAGGCGCAUCUCUGCAAGGAGCAACCCAACUGAACAACAAGAUCUGUGAUAUUGCCAUUAACUGGGCUGGGGGGCUACACCAUGCCAAGAAGUUUGAGGCCUCUGGCUUCUGCUAUGUCAAUGACAUUGUAAUUGGCAUCCUGGAGCUGCUCAAGUACCACCCUCGGGUACUCUACAUUGAUAUUGACAUCCACCAUGGGGAUGGGGUUCAGGAAGCCUUCUACCUCACUGACCGAGUCAUGACUGUGUCCUUCCACAAGUAUGGAAAUUACUUCUUCCCUGGCACAGGUGACAUGUAUGAAGUCGGAGCAGAGAGUGGCCGUUACUACUGUCUGAAUGUGCCCUUACGGGAUGGCAUCGAUGACCAGAGUUACAAGCACCUUUUCCAGCCAGUCAUCAGCCAGGUAGUGGACUUCUACCAACCCACGUGCAUUGUGCUCCAGUGUGGAGCUGACUCUCUCGGCUGUGAUCGAUUAGGUUGCUUCAAUCUCAGCAUACGAGGACAUGGAGAAUGUGUGGAAUAUGUCAAGAGCUUUAAUAUUCCUCUACUGGUACUGGGUGGUGGUGGCUAUACUGUUCGGAAUGUUGCCCGCUGCUGGACAUAUGAGACCUCACUACUGGUAGAAGAGGCCAUCAGUGAGGAGCUUCCCUACAGUGAAUACUUCGAAUACUUUGCCCCGGACUUCACACUCCAUCCAGAUGUCAGCACUCGCAUCGAGAAUCAGAACUCACGCCAGUAUCUGGACCAGAUCCGCCAGACAAUCUUUGAAAACCUGAAGAUGCUGAACCAUGCACCUAGUGUCCAGAUUCAUGAUGUUCCAGCGGACCUCCUGACCUAUGACAGGACUGAUGAAGCUGAUGCAGAGGAGAGAGGUCCUGAGGAAAACUACAGCAGGCCAGAGGCACCCAAUGAAUUCUAUGAUGGAGACCAUGACAACGACAAGGAAAGUGACGUGGAGAUUUAAGAGCAGUGUGGGAUGCUAUGUCCCAAGGAAUUCCUUUUCACUUCUGAUUGGGUGGGAAGGAAAGUAUGACUCCUCCAAUCCUGAACGGGUAGCCCCUGGGGCUUUUAGGAGCUCUGGAGAAGGGUUUGGAGAUCACAUGUGCCCCUAUUUUUUCUCUUUACCACAGCCUGAUGAUGGUACCUAUUAGAGAUAAGACAGGGACAAGGAUAGCCGUCCUAGAACAUUAUGGUCAGUGAGCCCUAGAGGCCAUUCCCCAGCCCAUCUGGAUGGACCCUUAUUUAAUCCUUCCUUCCUUUCAACUCACUUUUAAGGGGAUGAAAAGGUUGACAGGACUGAGGUUGCCUCUGACUUCUUCCUUGGUUCCCCUACAGUUCUUGCUUCUAGGGAAGGUGAACACAGCAUUAGGGGGAGGGGGUUCAGACUCCCUGAUACCCUAAUUGUAGAUGAAAGGCAGUUUUAAGUAGGGGGAGGAUGUAGAAGUGUCCUACUCUAAUUCUGGCUUUAUGUCCAUUUUACCACUGUUUUUAUCAAAUAAACCAAUUGGUAUUUUUUGUACA
This is a messenger RNA of Nannospalax galili (Upper Galilee mountains blind mole rat), 1946 nucleotides long. It is a transcript of the gene Hdac3, whose product is annotated as histone deacetylase 3. NCBI's taxonomy places the organism in Eukaryota, Metazoa, Chordata, Mammalia, Rodentia, Spalacidae. The record is from RefSeq and is a predicted model, not a curated record. Bases 103 to 1389 code for a protein of 428 amino acids. Gene Ontology annotation, molecular function: histone deacetylase activity. The transcript is spliced from 15 exons.